This is a messenger RNA of Prorocentrum cordatum, 1363 nucleotides long. The record is from the annotation of a GenBank genome assembly. NCBI's taxonomy places the organism in Eukaryota, Dinophyceae, Prorocentrales, Prorocentraceae.
GAGACGCCGUGGUGGAGAUCAUGCCGUCCACCGAUACUCCGGAAGCGGUCGCCGCGAGCGGAGGCCCCACUUCUCCGGGCUCCGCGCCGGCAGGCGCGAGCGCGGGCUCACCCUUCCCUGCGCGCGGGGGGGGUCCAGGGCCACUGCUGGUGAGGACCUUCAGCGCGGAGCCGCUGGUCGCCGGUUCCGCAUUCGUCCGGUGGCUCCCUGGAAGCGGGGCCAGUAGCUGCCAUCGGGUGCCUCGCUUCUCUUGCGCGCCAGGAGUCCGGGGGCCGAUUUCGUCAGGAUCUUCCGCGUGCUCCCUCGAACCGGAUUCCGUUUUGGCGCCCGGGCAGAAUUUUGGCAUGCAUCCUUGGAUACAUGGAUGUAGUUGCAAGUUGCCAGCAGUUGUUUGGAGCACCUCGGCUCCUGUCAUGCAGUUCCAUCCAUUGUCACCGCAGCUCUCCAGUGUUUGUUUCGGCGUUGGAGGUGUGGUUUGAGUUGGCUAUCACGAAGUCAGAUCGCCUGACCAUCGGGCAGAAGGUCGAGCUCCUCCGCCGCGACCUCAGGGAGAGGGAGAUCGACCACAGGCAGUUUGGCAAGAUCUUCCCGAUCCUCGCCCGAGCCCUGGGUCUGGACAAGCAGGUGAUCCUCAGCCACAUCGCGUGGCUGAAGACCAAGAUCUUCGAGGCGCCCGCUCCGUUGCUGGCCCUCGUCGUGCAGCAGUGCGCCAACCACGGCAGGAGCAGACAGAAAAAGGAGGAGGCCUACCGGAGCUCGCCCGACGUGAGCAUCUUGGACAUCCGCUUCACGCUGAACGAUCAGGUGAAGCUCUGCGUAAACGGCCACAUCGUGGAGGAUAGGGACUCCGGCACCGCGGGCAUUCCGGCCACGGAGUUGCAGUCGCUCUUCUUCGCGAUGAGCCGCCACCUGAACGAGAAGGUGGCGGCCCGCAUGGACCUGCGCAGGGAAGCGGACCCCCACUACAUGGGCAAGGUGCCGACGAUGAAGAAGCUCGGGAAGGACGACCAGCAGGAUGGCUUCGACGGCGCGGAGGCCUUUCAGGUGUUGAUGGAGGAGUUGUUCAAGCUGUGUCCCGCGGGCAAGUUCGUCAGCCCCAUGGCCAUGAUCGUCCACAUGAUACGUCGGGGCACGGAGAACCCUCUGGUGAGCGAGGAGACCAUCGCGGCCAACGCGGCGACCGCGAUGAAGAACUCGCUCCACAGCGGCCACGCCCACGCCCACGCCCACGCCCACGCAGCACCAAAGCUCGGGUCGCAGCUGGUCGCGUCGGCCUGACCGUGCCCUGGGACGCGCGGCAAGGUUUGACUUGUCGACGCGGCCCUGGGGAGACGCUUCUGCUCCCUCCCCGUGCCCCCCUUCC